This is a messenger RNA of Misgurnus anguillicaudatus (oriental weatherfish), 814 nucleotides long. Lineage: Eukaryota; Metazoa; Chordata; Actinopteri; Cypriniformes; Cobitidae. The record is from RefSeq and is a predicted model, not a curated record.
CAGUUAACUGACCUUCUCCGUGUGGCCUCGUCUCGCUGCAGACGGUGGACCUUGAGGUGUGUUGUGAACUGUCAAACGGAUUUUGGGUAGUUUUGGCGUGGUAAAAGUCACACCAUGCCCGGUGUGGUUGAGGUUCCUCCGUUGCAGGAGUUAAACGUUGAAGAGGUGAAUGUGUCCUCUGCUGUACUGAAGGCAGCUGCUCAUCACUAUGGCUCUCAGUGUGACAAACCUAAUAAAGAGUUCAUGCUGUGCCGCUGGGAAGAGAAGGACCCUAGAAAGUGUCUGAAUGAAGGGAGGAAAGUUAAUGAGUGUGCACUUAACUUCUUUAGACAAAUUAAAGGGAACUGCGCUGAGUCCUUCACAGAGUACUGGACAUGUCUAGAUUACUCGAACCUGGCCGAGCUGCGUCACUGUCGUAAACAGCAGAAGGAGUUUGAUAACUGCGUGUUUGAGAAACUGGGCUGGGAGAGACCUGCAUUAGGAGACCUGUCCAAAGUAACCAAAGUGGCAACAUCUCGGUCCCUGCCUGAAAACCCCUACCAUUCAAGACCAAGACCAGACCCCAACCCUCCCAUUGAGGCCGAGCUACAACCAGCCAAGCACGGCAGCCGCAUGUUUUUCUGGAACUGGUGAAAUGGGCCAAUCGCUGCCCUCUAAAGAUUGUCACGUCCUUCACCACCUCCAUCCACCAGACCAGACGAGCCGUACAAGAUAUAGCGUUCCAGUGGUAGCGCCGUUAUUCUAAAUUAAAGUGUAGAAAUGUCAAUAAAUUUUGUUCUCAAUACAUGUUAUGGAAUUAAAAAGAUUUAAUUUA